UGGUUUCGUCUUUUACCGGAAAGGUCCUUGUUUACAGCACAGCUCUUGCUCCACGUUAGCAUCGGUGAUUUGACAAGCAGGAAACGGGUUUUUUUUUUAAAUAAACUUUUAAAGCAGUUCGCAAAACUCAUUGAAUUAAUCCGUGGUAUACUUCGACUGGCAUGAUUGUUUGGAGGCGGAAAAGCUACCGACAAGGGCAGCAAUGACAAGCUUGCUAACGUAGCGCUAAGGCACUCGCACUGCCACGUAUCACGCCUGGCUUGCUUAGUUUAUGACCUGACUGGCUGCUCAUAAGAACGACCGCGGUCAUGGGUGCGGAGAGCAGCGCGGUGCGGAGCUGCACCCUGGAGGAGCCGCUCCUGACUCUGCCCACCGGACCUACCAUGUACUCGGCGGUGCUACAGGAUGGAAAGCCCGCUUCUGUGUUUGUUCACAAACGUGGCAAUGAAGACAAAGUCAACAAAGCUGCCAAGCACCUGAAGACACUGCGACACCCAUGUCUACUGCGCUUCCUGUCCUGCUCAGUCCAGAAUGGUGCCAUCCACCUGGUGACAGAGCCUGUGCAGCCCCUGCAGCUACUGCUAGACAGUCUCUCCCCAGAGGAAAUUUGUGCAGGCAUCUAUGACCUCCUGCAGGCACUUGUUUUUCUGCAUGAGAGGGGUAAGUCGAGCCACAACAACGUCUGUAUUUCAUCUGUAUUUGUCAGUGAUGAUGGUGAUUGGAAACUGGGAGGGAUGGAGACAGUCUGCAAGUUCUCUGAAGCAACUCCUGAGUUCCUCACAAGCAUCCAGAAUGCAAGAGAGGCCAGCUAUAUUCCUCCAGAAGAGCAGGUGGAGGGUUUUAAAAUCCUUCCGGAUAAACAUGCUCACUCUCGGGACUGUUACUCUUUUGGGAUGAUGGUGGAGUCUCUUGUUCCUCUCCUUAAUGGCUAUGUGUCACAGGAGCUUGCUGCCAGCUUGACAAAAACACUGCAGGCAGGCCUGUUGAACUCUGACCCCAUGUCGCGGCCACCACUCAGUUCCUUGCUCACCAAUGACUUUUUCAGGAAUGACUUUCUGGAAGUGAUGAAUUUUCUGAAAAGUCUCACCCUAAAGACAGAAGAAGAAAAGAAUGAAUUCUUUAAGUUUCUUCUAGACCGAGUCCAGAGCCUCCCUGAAGAGUUGAUAGCUACACGCCUUGCUCCCAAACUCCUUAACUCUCUUGUUUUUGCAGAACCCAUGGCUGUAAAAAGCUUCCUGCCUCAUCUUUUAAGGCCAAAGAAAGAUAACAGUGGUGAUGGUAGCAGUGAAGAAUGCCUGCUGUCUAUGUCCCUUUACCGUAAGCAUGUGAUUCCUCAGCUUCUCAAACUCUACAAGGUCAAUGAGGAACAUGUCCGAAUCGUGCUGCUGGCCCACAUCCACCUUUACGCCGAGUUUUUCUCCCACGAUGAACUCAAAAACCAGAUCCUACCUCAGGUUUUGUUAGGAAUGAGAGACACCAAUGAUUCUCUGGUUGCCAUGACGCUGCAGAGUCUGGCAGUGUUGGUGCCCUUGCUCGGGGCUCAGGUGGUUGUUGGUGGAGAGAGAACCAAGGUCUUUAAACGCACCACACCUAACUUUACCAAGUCUACAGAAGUGACCCCUGAAACCUCACCUGUCCAUAUAGUUGGAAGUUCCUACCCUCAGAUCGCCCAACCCUCCAAAGUGCUGAAUUUAUUACCUAGACCAUCAGGGACUGAAGGCUUAGUCCUCGGUCACACGGGUAGCAAGACACCAAGGGUUAUCAAGCCAGUAUCGGAUGUUAGUAGAAAGAUGUCUCUACCUUUGAAUGGCUUUCAUCAGGACAGUGAGAUUGACCAACUUUCUUCUAGCCCGGAGCAGACUGACAGACUAGAAGGCGCUGUGGAAGACUGGCCUGACUGGAGUGACCCUGAUAGUGAGAAUAGAGAUGGGCAUUCAGUCCAGAUCCACAUUCAGGCCUCAAAGGGUGUAGAUCCAGUUAGCAGCCUGCCAAUCACACAUCAGAACACAGAUGAGGAGCCAUGGGAUGACUUUGAGGACACUGAACCUACCUCAGAUCUCUCCCCCACAGCUCCUUUAUCAGACUCAGUCAUCUCUGCACCACCCAAAGGGGGCGCUGCUUCCCCAUCUUCAAAACAUGGUCCUGAACCACUGAGACUGGGUUCCUCUAAACCCCUUAAGUUGAGCGCAACACUGCGGCAGUCAACAGAGACAGAGGCCACUUCCUCAUGGGACAAUAGCUGGGCUCAAGAGAAAAGGGACUCUCAGAAAUCACAUAAUCCCUUAAACCCCAAGUCCAAACCUACAGUGCCACAAAACAGUAGUUCAGCAGGAGGUCUAGGGGAGGAGUUUACUAUAAGGGUGAAGAGAAAGGUAGAGCAAGACCCAGAGCUGGAUUUGUUUGCAGACAUGGUGCCGGACAUCAAGUUGUCAUCUCCAGCAGUGCUGUCACUACAAGAGACUGGCGAGCGUGAAGCAGAACUGUCCACAGCAUUUUCGGAUAACACUAAACCUCUGCAGAUCGAUUCAUCCAUCGAUACUUUAACACUCACUGCCAAGUUUGCAGCAGUUGACCUGACUGAGACUGAACCAGAUGGCUGGGGAGAUGAAGAUGACCUGAACUGGGAGGACAAUGCCUGGUGAUUACGUUUGAUCCAUUACUUCCAUCUGCAGUGAAAGACUUGACCACUGGAAAACUGAAACCCAUGCACCACAUCUGGAGUGCCACUUCACCAACAGACCAGUAAACUGGAAGUAGUUUCUCAUUUAACAUGAUGCAGUAGGGGUGUUAAUGACUGGGAUGGGCUAAGGCUUUUUAUAUUCUGUUGAUUUUAUUAUCAUUAUGUUAAUUAUGAGAACUUACUUUUAAACUGGAAGGAUCAGCUCCUCAUCAGAUGGUGCUAGACUUGGACAAAAUAAGCCAUUUAUAAUUGUUUGCCAAUUGAUAUCAGAGGUGAAUGUAAUCCUGUUUCAUCUGCUCUGCUCUUAUUUUUUUAUGUGUCAAUUUCACUAGUGGCAUAAAGAAACUUUUCGGAGACACUGGGUCUUCCCAAAAAGAGUCAGUUUGAUUAACUGAAGGCUUGCACUUUGAAUGAAUGUGAAAUCAGAAUUGCAUAAUUUAUUAGCAGCUUUUGGGUUGUUGGUGAAAUAAAGUAAAACUUACUGUA
Messenger RNA from Oreochromis niloticus (Nile tilapia), 3166 nucleotides. RefSeq names its product SCY1-like, kinase-like 3 (gene scyl3). The transcript has 14 exons. Gene Ontology annotation, biological process: protein phosphorylation. The record is from RefSeq and is a predicted model, not a curated record. Bases 309 to 2642 code for a protein of 777 amino acids. Gene Ontology annotation, molecular function: protein kinase activity; ATP binding. Lineage: Eukaryota; Metazoa; Chordata; Actinopteri; Cichliformes; Cichlidae.